Oppiella nova is the source of this 411-nucleotide messenger RNA. NCBI's taxonomy places the organism in Eukaryota, Metazoa, Arthropoda, Arachnida, Sarcoptiformes, Oppiidae. The record is from the annotation of a GenBank genome assembly.
AUGACUAUGAGCGAUCUCAAACACAAAGAAUGUGAGUCAAUAGAAAGCAAUUCAGACGCCACUGAAUACAGACAAUUGGCCACAAUUAUUGUGAACAAUCUGUUGACCAGAGCUGUAUCCAAAGUGAAUGAACAGAUAUUUCAAAUGAGAGCUUCACAAAUGAACGUAACUCCCAAAUAUAAUGAGACCAAUUUGGACUUAAUGCCAAAUUUCGCGGCCAUCUGGUUGUCAGUUGGUAACAAAGUCUCUUGCUCUUCGGAAACGAUUUCUGGAGCUCUUCACUAUUGGUUACAAAGCUUUGCCCGUGGACCUACAGUGCCCACUCUGUGCAUAAGUCUGCCGAGUACGCAAGCCGGACUCUUUGCAAAAGCAAACAACAGUUUCGUCAGCGGAAGUCGUGACCAAAUUUAA